AUGAGUGAGACUCCAAUUGUUCUUGAUCAAGGUACAGGGUUUGUAAAAAUCGGAAGAGCAGGAACUAAUUUUCCUGAUCAUACAUUUCCUUCUAUAGUUGGUAGACCAAUAUUAAGAGCAGAAGAAAGAAAUUUACUUGUUCCUGAUAAUGUUGAAAUUAAAGAUAUUAUGUGUGGUGAUGAAGCUAGUGAAGUAAGAUCAUUAUUACAAAUUAGUUAUCCAAUGGAAAAUGGUAUUAUUAAAAAUUGGGAAGAUAUGGAACAUUUAUGGGAUUAUGCCUUUUAUGAAAGAAUGAAAAUACCUACUCAAGGUAAAAAAGUAUUACUAACAGAACCUCCAAUGAAUCCAUUAAAAAAUAGAGAAACAAUGUGUGAUGUUAUGUUUGAAAAAUAUCAAUUUGGUGGAGUAUAUGUUGCUAUACAAGCUGUAUUAGCUUUAUAUGCUCAAGGUUUAAGUUCAGGAGUUGUAGUUGAUUCUGGUGAUGGUGUUACACAUAUUGUACCAGUUUAUGAAUCAGUUGUUUUAAAUCAUUUAACAAAAAGAUUAGAUGUUGCUGGUAGAGAUGUUACAAGAAAUUUAAUUAAUUUAUUAUUACGUCGUGGUUAUGCAUUUAAUAGAACAGCUGAUUUUGAAACUGUUCGUCAAAUAAAAGAAAAAUUAUGUUAUGUUUCUUAUGAUUUAGAUUUAGAUACAAAAUUAGCUCAUGAAACUACAACAUUAGUUGAAUCAUAUGAAUUACCUGAUGGUAGAGUUAUUAAGGUUGGAUCAGAAAGAUUUGAAGCUCCAGAAUGUUUAUUUCAACCUCAUUUAGUUGAUGUUGAACAACCAGGAGUUGGUGAAUCAUUAUAUAAUGUAAUUCAAAAUGCUGAUGUUGAUGUAAGAUCUUCAUUAUAUAAAGCCAUUGUUUUAUCUGGUGGUUCAUCAAUGUAUCCAGGUUUACCAUCAAGAUUAGAAAAAGAAUUAAAACAAUUAUGGUUAACAAGAAUAUUAAAAGGUGAUGCAACAAGAUUAGAUAAAUUUAAAGUAAGAAUUGAAGAUCCUCCAAGAAGAAGACAUAUGGUAUUUAUUGGUGGAGCAGUUUUAGCAAAUAUUAUGGCUGAUAAAGAACAUAUGUGGAUUUCUAAACAAGAAUGGGAAGAACAAGGUCCAAGAGUAUUAGAAAAAUUAGGUCCACGUUAA
Scheffersomyces amazonensis is the source of this 1179-nucleotide messenger RNA. RefSeq names its product actin-related protein 2 (gene ARP2). Gene Ontology annotation, biological process: Arp2/3 complex-mediated actin nucleation. NCBI's taxonomy places the organism in Eukaryota, Fungi, Ascomycota, Pichiomycetes, Serinales, Debaryomycetaceae. The transcript is spliced from 2 exons. Gene Ontology annotation, cellular component: Arp2/3 protein complex; actin cortical patch. Gene Ontology annotation, molecular function: actin filament binding. The record is from RefSeq and is a predicted model, not a curated record. The coding region runs from base 1 to 1179 and encodes 392 amino acids.